Messenger RNA from Cylicocyclus nassatus, 950 nucleotides. NCBI's taxonomy places the organism in Eukaryota, Metazoa, Nematoda, Chromadorea, Rhabditida, Strongylidae. The record is from the annotation of a GenBank genome assembly.
AUACGAGCUCUGUACAGCUUUGAUCGUACAGUGCUGCAUGUGACAGCCUUUGAAUCCUCUGCUCUGUUUGCUACUCGAGAUUUCUAAGCAGAAUUGCUAGUUUAUUCAAAACUAAACUGCCCUGUUGGAUGUUCUUGUUUAACAAGAUCAGAAAUCAGUAUGCAAAAAUCAGCGACGGAUCUCCUGGCACUUCCUGUGCGCGCAACAUCUUAUCAGAGUCUGAAGGAAGUGACGAGGAAGAACCUGAUCUUCUCUACUCGGAACUCAAAUGUACUGACGAAGAAUUUGACGAAGAAACAUAUGAAGCUUUGUUAAUGAAACCAAAGCGGUUAGAAUGGAUGCUUUCGGAAUUGCGCGGUUUUGAGAAUCCAGAUAUCAAGCUGGAGCAGUAUGGGACCUCACCAGAACUGGCAGUAGCAAUUACCGAUUGCAUAGAUCGGCUUGUAGGAUUGGAUGGGAAAUUUGUUGGUGAUCUCGGAUGUGGAUAUGGAAUGCUGAUGUCAGCAGUGGCUCUUGCUUAUGAACCAGCAGCUGUUAUAGGUUUUGACAUUGAUAAGCACGCUAUUUCGACAUGCAAGGAUAACUUGGAAGAUUUGGAAAUUGAUGGCAGAUGUGACUUGGUAAGAGCGGACGUACUUGAAUUACCAACGAGUUUUCGAAGUGACUUCGAUGUCAUUUUGAUGAAUCCACCAUUUGGAACGAAAAAUAAUUCAGGUAUUGAUUUGUGUUUCGUAAAAGCUGGCUUGGAGAUGGUACGUAUCAAUGGUAGCGUGUUUUCUUUACACAAAACGUCUACGAGGGAGUACAUCUUCAAAACGGUGAAUAAAUGGGACGAUACAGAAGCAGAAUGUGUUGCCCAGUUGCGGUUAGAGCUCCCCGCUACGUACAAGUUCCAUAAAAAGAAAACAGUGGAUAUCAAAGUUGACUUGAUACACUAUAGAAGAGUAUAA